Bursaphelenchus okinawaensis is the source of this 1260-nucleotide messenger RNA. Lineage: Eukaryota; Metazoa; Nematoda; Chromadorea; Rhabditida; Aphelenchoididae. The record is from the annotation of a GenBank genome assembly.
AUGUCGGUCGAUACUCCAACAUCGAAUGGCUAUGAUCGGCGAAAGAGUAGUGUGGUACCAAUGGUACCAAAAAAAGAGAACCUUUUAACAAAGGAAAUGUUGGAGAAGUUACUGUGUGAUCCCAAGACUGAUUGCUUGUUCUUUGACCAUUUUGGGCACGGUGACAAUCAGAAUUGGUUUAGAAGCGUGCAUUACAGCCCGACCGGUCAGAAAGAGAACGCCAUCAAACAAGACUUUAUCAUUUGUCAGCGCUGCGAUCGAUUGCUGAGUCAUUCUAGUAGUGGUGGUACCCAUUUUACGUAGGUUUAUUUAUUAGUACUAUAUAGUAUUAUACAGUUUAAAAAAUCAUGUUUUUAAAAAUUUAUUACUACUAAUUAACAAAUAUUUCAGAAAUCACCGCAAGUACGCGUGUCCUUCGAUAAAGAACGAUAACUGGAUGGUAACCAAGAGAGAACGACCACGUUUACAGUCGGUUAGUCGGUCGUUAACUCCAGUUAGAUUGGUCGAAAAAGCAAAAGAAGAAAAGCCAAAACCGCCAAGUCAUUUACAGUUGAAUGAGAAACAACGAAAACAGUUUUUAAACGCUUUGAAAUACUUUAAAAAUGCUUUUGAAUGGACUCCAGAAAUGAUGGAAUGCCAGGAGUUCAACUACUUUGUCGACGAGAUAUUCAAGUUGGGGUAAGCGACAUUGCCAGUUUAGAGCUCUGACCCAUAGCUCUCGUUCAAAGACCUAGCCCAUAGCACAUAGCCCUAGCCCAAAUCCCUACUCUAGAGUUCUAGCACAAAGUUUUAGCCCAGAGCUCUAGCCUAGAGCCCUGGCCCAGAGCCCUAGCCCAGAACUUUAGCCUAGAGCCCUAGCCUAGAUCCCUACCCAAGACACCAGCCUAGAGCACUAAUCCAGAGCCGAAAGUCCUAGCCUUAGGCUUUAUCCAGGCGUUGCCUUAGACUUAACCUAACCUACCUACCUUUCUUAACCUCUCUUACUCUUCACAAGCUUAUAUUUGCUCAUCCCACUAUCCAAUCCGUAUUUUACCAUAAUAAUUCUUCAGCUACUCCUACCGUUGCCACGUAUCGGUAGAAGAAAUGUCAAGGAUCCCACCUCCACCAAUUAGUCUUGUUCAUGGCCGAGUUAAUGCUGAUGAAUUGACAGAAAGCGAAGCCAGUAACGGUGACAGUGUACCAGAAAGUCCCAGUAAGAGUGGCCAAAGUAGUACAAAUGGGAAUGGAAAAAGCGUGGAUGAAGGAUAUAAUGGAUUGUAG